Molecule: messenger RNA, 1149 nt
Organism: Cucurbita pepo subsp. pepo (vegetable marrow)
Lineage: Eukaryota; Viridiplantae; Streptophyta; Magnoliopsida; Cucurbitales; Cucurbitaceae
Product: putative carboxylesterase 12
Molecular function (GO): hydrolase activity
Source: RefSeq, a predicted model, not a curated record
UUAUCGUCAGUUGACAGAAAACAGAGUAAUCGUCUUCUUCCUUCUUCUCUCUUGAUUCCGCCAUGGCUUCCGAUGAAAUUGCCUUAAACGCCGUACCCUAUUUUGUCGUUUACAAAGACGGUCGAAUCGACCGGCUCAUCGGCAACGAUUUCGACCCUCCCGGUGUCGACCCUAAGACCGGCGUCGAGUCAAAAGACGUCGUCGUCUCGCCGGAAGACUCUGUUUCCGUUCGGAUUUACAGGCCGAAAUCCGCCGCAGAACAAGCUCAGAAGCUUCCUCUUCUCGUUUACUUUCACGGUGGAGGGUUCUGCAUCGAAACGGCGUUUUCCCCUUUCUACCAUCAGCACAUCAACGCCUGGGUGGCUAAAGCCAACAUCGCCGCUGUCUCCGUCAAUUACCGGCGAGCACCGGAGUACCAGCUGCCGAUUCCGUUUGAAGAUUCAUGGACUGCCAUGAAAUGGGUCGCGGCUCAUUCAGGGGGAGCGGGGCCGGAUGAGUGGCUGAAUGAAAUUGCGGAUUUGAACCGGGUUUAUUUGGCUGGAGAUAGCGCCGGAGGGAAUAUUGCACAUAGGAUGGCGCUGCGGGUGGCGACGGAGGGGCUGGCCGGAGUGAAGAUCAAGGGAUUGCAGUUGAUUCACCCACAUUUUUGGGGGGGAAAAUUGAUCGGAGAAGAAAAGGAGUGGGAUCCGAAGGACAUAUUUGUGGUGGAGAAUCUGUGGUAUGUGGUUUCGAAGGAUAUUAAGGAACUGGAUCACCCGAUUGUGAACCCGGAACACGACCCGGAUUUGGCGCGGCUUCCGGCGGAGAAAGUGGCGGUUUAUGUGGCGGAGAAGGACAAUUUAAAGGAGAGGGGUCGGCAUUACGCGGAGUGUCUGAGGAAAUCAGGAUGGGGCAGCGCCGUUGAGGUGGUCGAAACCGACGGUGAAGGCCAUGUCUUCCAUUUGUUCAAUCCGACCUGCGACUCCGCGGCGGAGCUGGUUGAACAGCUAGCGGCGUUCACCAGUAGUGACUGCCGUGAUUAGACGAAGCGCAGACGGCCGGUUCUAUUUUUUUUUUGGUUCACUGAAUUUAGGGCAAAUCAAUCAUGUUGUUCAAGAUUAUGUCAAUCAUUACUUUAUGCAAAUAAUUAAUUUAAAAUCGUACCUGAAA